AUGAACGACGAAAAGAGGUUGGAGGACCUGAGAUCCAAAAUAAUGGAAUCUAUAAACAGAUCGGACAAAGGUGUUGUGACGGUUGAAGACAAAAGACUCAACUCAAAUAACACUAUUGUAGGUACGCAUCCUAAGAGGCAAAAAAAUGAUGCUAAGCUUCCGACAGCGCCAAAAAGCAGAGACGACCAGUACUAUCGAAGCGGGAAACCAUCGUCAUCCGUUAUGGCGGGCACAGAUCGAACGUUUCAUGAUAAUCAGGGUCAUCGAGAUGCAUCUGGAAAGUCAUACAAUAGAGAAAAUAGAUAUAACAGUCAUACCAUCAGGCCUCAAUGGAAUGACAAUUCGUAUGGUAGACAAAGGGAUGAAAGAAGAGGAAGAAAUGAAAGAUUGGAUAGAUGGGGAAGAAAUGGGGGCGGGAACUACGCUCGUUUUGAUGAUCAAAGAAGAAACGAGAGUCCCAAGUUCAAUGGGGACCGUGAUAAAAGGCAAGCGCCAAUUAACAGACACGAUAUGAAUUAUAAUGCUCAAAAUGUCAUUUACCCAGGUUCUGCUUUUGAUUCUCCGGCGUACUAUAACAUGGCCUCCUCUAGGGCAAAUUCAAGACUUGUUAUCUCAGGCUUGUCUCAUAGUGGCAAUUCAAGCAUUGUAGCAGACUUGAAAAAAUUGCUGGAAAAUUUUAUUGUGGGCUUAAAGGAAACAGAGAAGAACUCGGAGGACUUUAAAAUUACGGACUUUUUUAUCAGUAAAGGAAGCCCCGAUCAUAUUAUUGUUGAGUUUGGCUCUCAGCUAUGCAGCACGAUGGUUCUGGCCUGUCGAUCAUUUUUUAAUGUGAAACUUAACAGCGUCGGCUUAGAUUGGAAAAGACCCAAUGAUUAUAUUCAGCAGCUAGAUCAUUUAGUUGGUUUUUGCAGAGGUACGGUAAUUGCCUUAGAAGAUUUGGAGUAUGUGAGUGAUGGCAAGGAUGAUAGAAUGAAAGAAUUAAUUGAAUCAUUUAACGUGAAAAAUGGUGCUGCUAAGCCGCUCUUUUACAACAGCACCUCCGGUGCAAAUGAUGCUGAUAAAGGAUCUGAAUUCACCAAAUGUGUUUUGUUACUGUUUGAAGUAGUCUCACAAGGUAUUCUGGAUAAAUUAAAGCCAUACAAGUGGUUCAAGCCGAAUGAUGGCACUACAUCACAAGUUACUUCAUGGAUCACGUUUCAAAGCUUGCCAAAUCUUGUUACGCAAUCCGUUCGUGCAGAAUCAAGAGUUUUGUUGCUCUUGAAUUGUUUGGAUCCGCUGGAUUUGAAGGACGACGCCUUUAUUACAGAAAUCAAAGAAUCGUUAAGGUAUAGUAUUAAGGACAUAGAUAUCAUCAAAAUAUGCCAACCUGGAGUGGAUUAUAGACUCAAUUUUGAAAAUCUAGCCACCGGAGCCGGUAAUAUUUACAUCAAGUUCAACACAUUGGAGGCGGCAAAAUACGCAAUGGAAGAACUACCUGGCACUCAAUUCAAUGACCGUACUGUGCUGUGCACUUACAUAGAUGAAAAUGACUUUGAGAUAAUUGAGGAAGCUCAAUUAUCAUAA
This is a messenger RNA of Saccharomyces kudriavzevii IFO 1802, 1563 nucleotides long. It is a transcript of the gene MUD2, whose product is annotated as Mud2p. Gene Ontology annotation, molecular function: pre-mRNA 3'-splice site binding; poly-pyrimidine tract binding. The record is from RefSeq and is a predicted model, not a curated record. NCBI's taxonomy places the organism in Eukaryota, Fungi, Ascomycota, Saccharomycetes, Saccharomycetales, Saccharomycetaceae. The transcript has a single exon. Gene Ontology annotation, cellular component: U2AF complex; commitment complex; U2-type prespliceosome. The coding region runs from base 1 to 1563 and encodes 520 amino acids.